Peniophora sp. CBMAI 1063 is the source of this 597-nucleotide messenger RNA. NCBI's taxonomy places the organism in Eukaryota, Fungi, Basidiomycota, Agaricomycetes, Russulales, Peniophoraceae. The record is from the annotation of a GenBank genome assembly.
AUGGAAUACUAUGCACACCCAGCGACUCUUUGUCGCGCCGCCGAAGAGAUACACAUACCAGAAGACUGGACUCCUCAUCAUUACCUGCUUCCUCCGUAUCAGGCCUCUGCCGACUCAUUCGUGACCAUCUCUUCGCUGUUGUCGCCCCCGCCUGCGCACAUGCGGAGCUAUGGCAUGCCUGAAUACCUGUGGUACUGGUUCCUUGACUGGCGCGCGGCUCCACAGGAUGUUCGAGACUUUCUAGUCUAUCGAACCGGACUCGGUUUCCGACUUCGUUGGCCGAGGAAGCCAGUAGUCGGCCCGCCGACUCCGGCGCAAGCAGCAUGGCUCGCGAGACAACCCCCCAAACCGCCUCGCACAGACCUUGAACGCAUCCACGAUUUGUUCGUCCUUUGGGAUGGCGAACUAAAGCAGCAUUUCGCUAGUCUUUACGAGCCAACGGACACGCCGCCUGUCUUCUAUCGAUUCCAGUCAGAUCUGGCACCCGCGGCUUUGUACCAGAUGAGCACUUCUGCCAGUCCGUCGCCCUCAACGCCCACACGAGACUAUGCGUCCUUCCCGUUGGCCACGCCCGUUCCAUCCCCCGCCAGGCCCUAA